CAGCGACCUCUUUCAUUUCAUCGUCCUCUCCUUCACUCCCUCCCUACCGAUUGCCUCCGCCGCCAUGAGCUACAUCCACCCCUCAUGGAACUACCCUCCGCAUACGGGUCUACCAAUGGACCACACCAUGGCCUACGACCCGACUAUGAUGCCUCCGCCGAUGAUGCACCCCAUGGAGGGGUACAUGUACCCACAUCCGCCCAUGGAGAUGAUCGACUACUACCACCAACCCAUCAUGGACUAUGACGAAUACACAGAGAACCUGUCGCGGCCGCGAUUGACCAAAGAACAAGUCGAGACUCUGGAGGCCCAGUUCCAAGCCCAUCCCAAACCCAGUAGCAAUGUCAAGCGUCAAUUGGCCGCUCAAACAAAUUUGAGCCUGCCUCGCGUUGCCAACUGGUUCCAAAAUCGACGCGCCAAAGCCAAGCAACAGAAGCGUCAAGAGGAGUUUGAGAAAAUGCAGAAAGCCAAGGCCGAGGCCGAGGAGGCUGCUCGCCAAAAGACCGAAACCUUGGAUCAGAUGUCCGACUCACGACAACGUUCCGCCUCAAAGGAAGAGUCCGAUAAAUCUCCUACCCCCAAACCGACUCCCGCCGCUUCUGCAUCGGAUAGCAAGGCCGCUAGCGACGCCUCCCCGAACAAGCAGCACAAGAAAACAAAGAGCGACGUGGCCCGCGAGGCAACUUUCCUGUCCCUGCAACGGGCACUCAAUGCUGCAUGCGCCGCUCGCGAUCGGUUUACUGGGCGAGACUCGAAGACCAGACGGGAUGCCAAGCGAGAAGCUCUGCGGGAGGCUCCUCAAGAGGAGGAGGAGGAUUCUAUCUCUCCCACUUCGAUGGCACCGCCCAGCGCUACCCCUAGGACACGCGAGAACAAGGAACACGCGACACUAAAUCCCUAUCAGAACUGGCCCGACAUCAAGGAGGAGUCUGCUUCAUGGACCCAUGGCCAAACGGAAGCCUCAUACCCGUCGACAAGCCAAGCGGUUCACGAGAUGCCAAACGUCUCGCACUCUCUGCAACAGAAUGUGGAUGCGUACUCGGGAGCUCAAUACCACACCCAGGCUGAGGAAUGGGCAGAAAGUUCCAAGGACCAGCUCUCUGUGCCUGGUAUGGGGCACGACGCCGCCCUUGGCUACAACAACAUGCAGUACCCGAUGUCUAUGCCAACUCCAGAUAUUUCGCUCUCUCGACGGGAGUCAUCUGAUGCGUUGACUAACUCUUUGAACGGUAUUGGAAUCUGCAAUGCCGAGUCUGGAUUCUCGCAGUCUCAGAACCGAGUUGGUGGAUCGUGGAAGGAAACGGGCAAGGAACUCGACCUUGCCGCGAGACGGAAACGUCCUCGCCCUGCUGCCAUCGGCACCUCCAACACCCGCUCGCUGGCUAAUUCGACUUCCAUGUCUUCUCUGUCGCCUAGUAGCCGCAUGCCCAGUGGUGCUAGUAACUCGAUGAGGCACUCCAAGUCGACUCAGAGUCUUAACUCUCGGUAUGCCGGUGUUAGGAAAGCUUCCGCCGCCCAGCGCUCCCCCUUGAACCUCACUUUUGCCGAGUCCGGUUCCAUGAAAGCCAGCAAGGCUGAUAUGCUGCGGCCGUCGGUCUCGCAAACCACUCUGGCUCCUCCAACCCCCUUGACUCCGCAGGACUUCCAGCACUUCAUGCCUGCUUCGCCAACCGAAAGCAACUACUGCCUGUCAGCGCAUUCCACAACUCAUUUCUUCCCUGCUUCGCACCCAAUGCAAGUCAACAUUGCAUCGCCUCCUGCAACACCUCUUGACAUCUACUCUCCCUUCCCUUAUCAGAACGUCGCUCCGCCCAUGUCAGCUCCGGCUCAGGUAUCCAGCUUUCCGGAGUACGUGGCCUGCGACCCGGUCCCCAUGACGGCCAGAAGCUGGGCAGAUACCAAUUCUCUUUCCUCGCCCGAAUACCCAGUCGGUCUUCAAGUGCCACACUCGGCCACGGUGUCUCCUGUUGGAUACGACGCGGGGAUCGAACACCCGGGGAAUGCCUUUGGGAUUGAAAAUGUAUCCGGCUCUCCAUCUCUGAUCUACUCGAUCGAGGAUACCGACAUGCCCGGUUCUGCAGAUGCCAAUGAGAGGAAGGCGACCGAGUUUAUGAUGCACGAGUUCCCCGGGCGGGCCAUUCACGGGGGGCAGAAGCCCAAGGCUUACACGUUUGCGAACAAUGCCACGCCGAGCAACUAUCCUCCCUGA
Messenger RNA from Penicillium cinerascens, 2209 nucleotides. Its product is annotated as homeobox domain-containing protein. Gene Ontology annotation, cellular component: RSC-type complex; nucleus. The record is from RefSeq and is a predicted model, not a curated record. Gene Ontology annotation, molecular function: DNA binding; DNA-binding transcription factor activity, RNA polymerase II-specific. Bases 65 to 2209 code for a protein of 714 amino acids. The transcript is spliced from 2 exons. Gene Ontology annotation, biological process: regulation of transcription by RNA polymerase II. Lineage: Eukaryota; Fungi; Ascomycota; Eurotiomycetes; Eurotiales; Aspergillaceae.